This is a messenger RNA of Dictyostelium discoideum AX4, 3651 nucleotides long. RefSeq lists its product as hypothetical. Lineage: Eukaryota; Evosea; Eumycetozoa; Dictyosteliales; Dictyosteliaceae. The coding region runs from base 1 to 3651 and encodes 1216 amino acids. The transcript has a single exon. The record is from RefSeq and is a predicted model, not a curated record.
AUGCCAAAUAAAAAAAGAAAUAAAGAUUUAAACAACAGUGAAACUGUUCCAGAGGAGACAGGUAAAAGAAAAAGAAAAUCAAUUUAUGAUUUGGAAACAAUUAUAAAACCAAACCAAAAAUCAACAUCUGUUCCAAUUGUUGAAAGAGAAACACCAUUUAUAUCACAACCACCACCAACUACCAAUAAUGAAAUUUCUCAAGCAUUUAAAGAAAUUUCGAAUAAUGAUGUUACAUUCAAAAAUGAAGAUUUAAUAAAUAUUGAAUAUUUAAAUAAUUGUAAUAAAGCAAGAUUGGAAUAUAUUUCAAAUACAAUUGGAAUUCCAGAAAAUAUAAUUAAAAAAUGUGAUUUUCGUGGUCUAAUUAAAAAAAUCAUUGAAAUUGGUAUUAGUCGUUAUCAAUUUAUAAAUCAACAAGAACAAAUUAAUAAUAAUAAUUAUAAAAAUAAUAAUAAUAAUAAUAAUAAUAGUAAUAAUAAUAAUAAUAAUAAUAAUAAUAAUAAUAAUAAUAAUAAUAAUAAUAAUAAUAAUAAUAAUAAUAAUAAUAAUAAUAAAAAUAAUAAAAAUGAAAUUUUAUUUUGGAGUGUAUGGAGAAAUUUAGUAUUGAAAAAUACAAUAUUAUCAAACUUUUCACCACAUCUAUCAAUUAAAUAUGAUUCUAUUGUUAUGGUUGAUAAAAUGAUAAAUAAUGAUCAAUUAUCAAUGAUAAAAGAUAAAGUUAAUAGAAAUCAAUUUUUAAUAUUUAGUAGUGGCUCAUUAAAAAAGUUAUAUUCAGUAUUUGGUAAAGAAGAUGAGGAAGGAAAUAAUGAAAAUACUCGAUUCUUUUUUAAUUUAUUUAAUAAUUAUGGUGAUAGAUAUAUAAUUGAUUGGAAAUCAAAAGGAAAAUCAAAUUUAAUUAAAUCAUUAAUAGAGAAUAAUUCAGUUACAGGAAUUUCAACAUUAGUCAAUAAAUUUCAAUUUGAAAUUAAUAUAAAUGAAUCCAUCACACUUGCAAUUUCAACUGGUUGUUCUUUAAAAUUAUUUAAAUAUCUUUUUGAAUUAUUUUUAUUUAAAACUACCAAUAAUUAUAAUAAUAACAAUAAUAAUAAUAUUGAAAAUAAUAAUAGUAAUAUUGAAAAUAAUAAUAGUAAUAUUGAAAAUAAUAAUAAUAAUAAUAAUAAUAAUAAUAAUAAUAAUAAUAAUAAUAAUAAUAAUAAUAAUAAUAAUAAUAAUAAUAAUAAUAAUGAAAAUAAAUCUAUGGAUUUCAUUUUAUCAAUAUUUUUAUCAUCUCCUAAUAAAAGUAAAAAAGAAUUAAUUAAAACAUUUAAAAUGAUUUUAUACUUGAUGGAAAGAGAAAUAAUAAAUUUAAGACAAUAUAAGGAUGAAAUUUUAAAAAAGAUAACAACAUUAUGUCCAUUAGUAUCAUUAUUUAGAUUAAAAGAUUUAAUUAAAGUUAUUAAAAUAAUUAAUUGGUUUAAUAAUAAUAAUGAUAAUGAUAAUUCAAAUUUAAUUAAUAAUGAAUAUUCAAUUUGUCAAUUAAAUGCAAAACUUGUUGAUCCAACAAAUUUUAAUAAAAAAAUAAAUAAAUUAAAUAUUAAAGAAUUAUUAAAUAUUUAUUAUAGUAAUAGAAAACAACUAGAUUUUACUUCAAAACAAUUCUUUAAUUAUUAUUAUGGUGAUGAUAAUGAUAAUGAUGAAAGUAAUAAGGAAUCUCAAAAUUAUACUCUUUUUGGAAACUUUUUAAAUCAAGUUGAUAGACAAGAAAGUGAUAUAGAAUUUAAGCUUACUCAACCUUUACAAAAUGGUGAUUUACAUUUAUUUAGUGAUUGGUUAUAUAAUUUUAAUAAUAAAUAUGAUCAUGAAUUUUUUAAAACAUUAUUAGAUAAAAAUCAACUACUUAAAAAUGAAAAUUCAAUAUUAUUUUCAAAUUUUAAAAAACAAGAAGAUCAAAUUAAUUUUUUAAUUUCUUGUACUUUAGUAAUAAAAGAAAUUAUUAAAACAAAUGAAAACUCAAAUUUCAUUACAAAUUUUAUUGAAUCAAAUAUUUUGUUUUUAUUUUUAGUAAAACAUGAUUCAGUGGAAUUAUUUAAACAUUUCUCAAAUCAAUUCUCUCAAAAUGAAAAAGAAGUUGUUUUUUGUUUUCAUGAUGAAUCUCAAGAUGAAAUACUUGAUUUCAAUAUUUGCAAAUAUAUAAAUUCUAUUGAAAUGUUAGAUUUCAUUUAUCAAGAAUUUCAUCAUCUUUUUAUUUAUUCAAAGUAUCCAAAUUUUUUAAAUUUUAAAAAUUUAAAUUUAUUAAAACACUUUGAAAAAUUAAUAAAUUCAUCAAAGAAAAAUAAACAACUACAACAACAACUACAACAACAACGACAAAUUAAAACUCAUUAUAAAGAAAAACUUUAUUUAAUUAAUUUUAAAGGUAGUUUUAAAUUAAAUUUUGAAACUUUUAAACAUAUUGUAGAAAAUCCUACAAUAUAUAACUAUGGUUCAAAAAUUUUAACACCAAUUAUUACUGAUUUAUACCAAGGUAAUAAUUGUAAUGAAGUUGUAUGUUUAUUUAAACAUAUAUUCAAUACAAAUAUUUUCGAUAGUGAAAUGAAAUCAAGAAUGCUACAAGUUUCAAACUACUUUUUAGAUUCUGACGAAAAACCAAUUUUAUUAUCAAAGUUUUUUGAAUGGUUAUAUGAAAAUAAACAUUUUACCCCACCAAAAGAUGUACCAUUCAUUAAAAAAUCAAGUUUUGGUCCAGGUUUCGCUUCAUCAUCAUCGUCACCAUUUGGAGGAUCUGGUACUAGUAGUACAGUUGGAUCAAGGUUUGCUAGUUCAACUUCAUCAUCAUCACCAUUUGGAGAAUCAGGUACUAACAGUACAGUUGGAUCAAGAUUUGGCAGUUCAACUUCAUCACCAUUAGAAGGAUCAGGUACGAGCAGUACAGUUGGAUCAAGAUUUGGUAGUUCAACUUCAUCAUCACCAUUAGGGGGAUCAGGUACCAGCAGUACAGUUGGAUCAAGAUUUGGUAGUUCAACCUCAUCAUCACCAUCAGGAGGAUCAGGUUUUAGUAGUAAUACAAAUGGACCAAUAUUUGCUAGUUCAAAUGUAAUUCCAAAUCCAACAACCAUUUUAAAUAGUCUUCCAGAUAUUAUUUGCUUUUAUUACUUAUCAGGUAAACUUGAUGAAAUCGAUGAUGAAAUCUUUAAUUUUAAAAACACCUAUUCUGGAGGUAGGGAUAUGUUUACUUCAUUUUUAUAUAAACUUGCAUAUUUUAUUGGUAAAAGAGGUGAUUUGAAAGCAUUAUCAACUGUUAUUAGCAGAGCAACAGAUAAUUUAAAACCAUUCCCAAAUUCAAAUGUUCCUGAAUAUAAUGCUGAGUUUAAUUGUAUCAGAAAUUUCAUUUAUUCAAUUUUGGAAACAGCUGCUUAUAAUGGUCAAAUCCAAAUAUUCCAAUAUUUUCAAUAUCAUCAUUGUCAUGUUUUGCAAGAAAAUGCCAUCGAAUGGUUUAGAGAAGAUAAACUUUUAAAUUUAAUUAGAACCUCUUUAAAAAAUGAUCAUAUUGAGAUUACUCAAAUAUUAUUAUCACAUCUCUAUCUUUCAAAACACAAGUUUUUAAAUAUUUACUUUAAUGAUAACAUUUUUAAAACCAAGAUUUCUUAUAAUUAUUUUUGUGAACUAUUUAAAUAG